AAGAGGAAAACACAAAACAGCUGACUAGUGCGGUUUUCUUCUUCUGACAUUUCUUUUCCAUUCUGAACAGCGUAAACAAACAAAAAUAUUUCAUUUGAACAGCCACAAAUAUAAUUGAACCGCGACCAGGACCAACCCUUUUUAUAAAUUUUCGUCAAAAUGGAAGGGAACGGCGAUGAGGAGAUCAGUAACCAAGAUCCGCUUCCACUUGAACGUUCCGGAGCUGUGCGAGAAAUUGGCAACCAAGCUGUUUGGAGUCUGUCGUCUUGCAAGCCAGGAUUUGGCGUUGAACGUCUGCGUGAUAAUAUAAUCGACACUUAUUGGCAGUCUGAUGGCCAACUACCGCAUUUAGUCAAUGUGCAGUUUCAUCGCAAGACGCGAAUUAGUGCAGUGUAUUUAUAUGCCGAUUACAAACUCGAUGAGAGCUAUACACCCUCACGCAUUUCGCUAAGAACUGGCUCGAACUUCAAUGACUUGCAAGAGUUACAAAAUCAUGAGCUUUUUGAGCCAACAGGUUGGACUGCGAUACAGGUAGAAAAUGGAAAAUCUAGACCCGUGCGCAUAUACAUGUUGCAAAUUGCAAUUGUAGCAAAUCAUCAGAAUGGACGCGACACACAUUUGCGCCAGAUACGCAUACAUGCUCCAGUUGAAAAUUCAAAGGAGAAAUUCACUUCAAUUAGUUUUAAGAAAUACGAUACCAUACGAUAAGGGAGCUGGCGUAAUAAAAUAUGUGUGAACUCGUCGGGGAUGUGGGGGAAGACUCAAAUGAUAAAAAAUUACAAUAUUUUAUAUAUUAGCAUACAAUAAAAACUUACCGCUAAAUAGUACUCAAGCAAACAUAAAAAUUCUUUUGA
Messenger RNA from Rhagoletis zephyria (snowberry fruit fly), 854 nucleotides. Its product is annotated as anaphase-promoting complex subunit 10-like. Gene Ontology annotation, cellular component: anaphase-promoting complex. NCBI's taxonomy places the organism in Eukaryota, Metazoa, Arthropoda, Insecta, Diptera, Tephritidae. The record is from RefSeq and is a predicted model, not a curated record. Gene Ontology annotation, biological process: protein K11-linked ubiquitination; anaphase-promoting complex-dependent catabolic process.